AUGUCGUUCCUCUUUGGCGGUGCUCCCCAAAAUGCCGGUACGGUCGACCCGGUCAAGAUGGAGAUGGCGACGGUCGAGCUUGACAUGGUCACUGACAUGUUCAACCGCCUCGUCAACUCGUGCCACGCCAAGUGCAUCCAGCCCGACCCGCGCAAGCACUGGUACGCCGAGGCCGACCUGAACAAGGGCGAGGCAGUGUGCAUUGACCGGUGUACGGCAAAGUUCUUCGAGGUCAACAAGAAGGUUGGCGACCGCCUUAAUGCCAUGGGUGGGCAGGCGCAGGCUACUGGCUCGUUUGGUAUGUAG
Molecule: messenger RNA, 306 nt
Organism: Cutaneotrichosporon cavernicola
Lineage: Eukaryota; Fungi; Basidiomycota; Tremellomycetes; Trichosporonales; Trichosporonaceae
Gene: TIM10
Exons: 3
Coding region: 1-306 (101 amino acids)
Biological process (GO): protein insertion into mitochondrial inner membrane
Cellular component (GO): mitochondrial inner membrane
Source: RefSeq, a predicted model, not a curated record